Theobroma umbraticum is the source of this 2008-nucleotide messenger RNA. Lineage: Eukaryota; Viridiplantae; Streptophyta; Magnoliopsida; Malvales; Malvaceae. The record is from RefSeq and is a predicted model, not a curated record.
CAAACAAAAUCCUUCAUGAGAAUUCUAGUUCAACAUGGACAGCACAUAGCUACUGGGAUUCACGUGGCCAACUUCAAUUUGCUAGAAAGACAAUACAACCCAUGCGUAAAAUUCCCCGACCAAUCCUACUUCUGGUCAAAGCGAAAUUAUCUUAAACCACGCACUUCUCCAAAUAUAGGGUGGGUCAGCUUGUCCCAUGACCAAGCCGUGACAGAUACGAACUCCAAACUCCAACCUCAAGGCAGUUUUCCUGUAUUUUUCUUCUCCUACAAAUACCAACAAAUUAACCUACUUUCCCUCAUCAACUUUUCAUCUCCCAUGUUAGCACGAAUCCAAACCAUGGCUCUUCUCAAGAAACCUUCUCGUAUCUUCUUUGUCAUGCUUUUCUUUCUUUUAACUCUGUCAUCAGCGUUGGACAUGUCCAUAAUCGACUAUGAUCUCAAGCAUGGAGGACAACAACAGAAAAGAACCGAGACCCAGAUACGGAGAAUGUACCAGACUUGGCUGGUGAAGCAUGGCAAGGCUUACAAUGGCCUGGGCGAGAACGAAAAGCGCUUUGAGAUCUUUAAGGAUAACCUCAAGUUUAUUGAGGAACAUAACUCUGUUAACCGCACGUACAAGGUUGGUCUUAACAGGUUUGCGGAUUUGACCAAUGAAGAAUACAGGGCUAUGUAUUUGGGUGCCAGGUUGGAUGGGAAAACCGUGUCACAUAGGCUUGCAGGGAAGGAGAAGAGCCAGAGGUAUGUGUUUAGGGUUGGUGAUAAAUUGCCCGAGUCUGUGGAUUGGAGAGAGAAAGGUGCCGUUGUGGCUAUCAAGGAUCAGGGUCAAUGUGUGGACAUGGCCAGACUAUUUGCAAGGCAUGGAGUAAAGGUGACAAUUGCUACCACUCCACUCAAUGCUCAUCUCUUUGCUAAAACAAUUCAAAGAGAUAGGGAAUCAGGCUUUGAAAUCAGUACUUACAUAAUCAAAUUUCCUUCCGCUGAGGUUGGGCUACCUGAAGGAUGCGAGAAUGUGAGUUCCCUCCCUUCACAAGAAAUGCAAUCCAAGUUUCUCAAGGCUACCAACCUUUUCCAACAACCACUUGAACAGCUCCUUGAAGAACUCCGCCCUGAUUGCCUUGUGGCUGACAUGAUGUUUCCAUGGGCUACAGAUGUUGCUAGAAAGUUUGGGAUUCCAAGGCUGGUUUUUCAUGGCACAAGCUGCUUCUCCAUUUCUGCCUUUGAUAGCGUAAAACGCUAUGUACCCCACAAAAAGAUAGCAACUGAUUUUGAAGUCUUUGAUGUGCCCGGCCUUCCGGACCAGAUAAAGAUGACAAAGAUGCAGCUUCCAGAUUUUGUGAAAGAAGAAGUGGGGAGUGAACGGAGAAAGAUGCUGAAUGAAGCUUUCGAAUCAGAGCGGACAAGCUUUGGAGUCAUCAUUAAUAGCUGUUUGUAUGAGUUUGGUAGAUUCUGCUUUGGAUGGGGAUGUUGCCCUCUGGAAUCUGCAACCUGCUGUGAAGAUCACUACAGCUGCUGCCCUCAGGAGUAUCCGAUCUGUGACCUUGCAGCUGGAACUUGCCGAAUGAGCAAGGACAACCCAUUGGGAGUAAAACUAUUGAGGCGAGGUCCAGCUACAAGUACCAGGCCACAAGCCUGGACAAGGAUCAGCAGUGCUUGAGCAGCAGUAGAUUUCUCUCGGGUCAAGGAGGAAAAGCUGACAAAUAUUGCGGUGACCCAAAACAUUAGGGAGGGAGGCUGCAAUCUGCAAGGAGAAGACAAUUUGCUUGAUUUUAUUCAGCUGCAUUGGUGCAUCCCUUGUUUAUCUAAACAGCAUAUUGAAACUUUCAAUGCCUUUUAAGUUUAGGUCCUUUGUUGUAAAUAUGCAGAAGAUUUUUAAUAAUUUUUUUUCACUAAUACGUGGUUAAUUGUCCAGGUUCUUGUUUGCUUUGUAUUUAUUAUCACCCUAGUUUUGGUUGUUGGAACAUCCCUCCAAGCUUUACGAGGCAUCAACAGAGGAGAUAUUUCAUAAA